AUGGUCGAUUCAGGAGACCUGGCCGAGCAGCCGACCAGCGCCACCAUGGUGAGUACCAACAGCCAGUCUCCCGGAAAGCGCGAGCGCAAGCCGUCCAAGGGAGUCAAGAUUGAGGAAGCGGCGGUCUACAUCGACAACUCGAAUGGCUCCUCCCUGAAUGAAAGGGCAUCGACCCCGUCGUCGCCGACAGAAACGCCAUCGCCUCGUCGUCGUCUUCGAACCAUCAGCGGAAGCCGGGAACGGCACUUGCUCAGUACCAAGGAGGGCAAGCGGAUCUACACAAAAGGUCGCCCUCCUUGGUACGACCCGGCCGGCAACAGCAAGCAGCCGUUCUUGAUCGGAAUUUGUGGAGGCUCGGCAAGUGGAAAGACGACCGUUGCCGAAUUGAUCGUCGAACAGCUGGACCUUCCCUGGGUGACCAUCCUGUCGAUGGACAGCUUCUACAAGGUGCUUUCCCCGGAAGAGCACGAACUGGCCGCCCGCUCGGAGUACAACUUUGACCACCCCGAUGCCUUCGAUUUCGAUCUGUUGCUUUCGUGUCUAAAGCGGCUAAAGGAGGGCAAGUCGGUGGAAGUGCCUGUCUAUUCGUUCGUGACUCAUUCCCGCGAGAAAACCGGCAAAAUGAUGUACGGGGCCGACAUUUUGAUCUUUGAAGGGAUUUUGGCAUUCCACAAGGAGGAGAUUUUCAAAAUGAUGGACUUGACGAUCUUUGUUGAUACGGAUGCUGACACUCGUCUCUGCCGCCGACUCAAGCGCGAUAUUGAGGAGCGUGGCCGCGAUAUCAAUGGCGUCCUCGAUCAAUACCUUCGAUUUGUCAAGCCGGCCUUUGAUCGUUUUAUCGCCGUGGACAUGAAGAAGGCUGAUCUGCUACUGCCUCGAGGAGGUGACAACAGCAAUGGAGUCGGGCUCCUUUACAAUCAAAUCCAGAGUGAACUGUCCAAACGAGGCUACGAUCGAGAUCAUGUGCAGCGGAUGCACAUGGUCAAGCCGGAGAAUACGCUGCCGCCGACGGUGACCCCGCUCCCUCCGAACUCUCAAGUCAAGGGAUUGCUCACCUUCAUCAGAGACCGAGAUACUGACCGGGAUCGAUUCAUUUUCCAUGCCGAUCGUCUUUUCCGCAUCUUAUUCACCGAAACACUGAACCACAUGCCCUACGAGUCGACACAAAUCGAACUGGAAAACGGCGAAAUCAUCGAGGGCCGGCGACGAGCCACCGCCGUCUGUGGUGUGGCCAUAAUGCGAGCCGGCGAGACGAUGGAACAAAGUUUGAAGCAGGAAGUGAAGGACUGCAAAAUGGGCCAGCUCCUCAUCCAGACGAAUCGCGAGAGUGGCACGCCUGAGUUGUUCCAUUUCCGGCUGCCCGCGGAGAUCAAGAAUGACCACCACAUCGUGCUCAUGGACGUCAACAUUUGCACUGGCGGUGCAGCGGUGAUGGCGAUACGGGUCCUCCUUGACCAUGAGGUCCCCGAGGAGAAUAUUGUGCUCGUCUCGUUGCUGAUGAGCGAGCAGGGGAUCGCCAACAUUGCCUACGCAUAUCCCAAGGUGAGGCUGGUCGUGGCCGAGGUCGACCCGAUCCUCAACGAGCAGGGCUUUCUGCAGCCGGGAAUGGGCAAUUUUGGCGACCGCUACUACGGCACGGGUUACGAUGAGGACGACGAGGGGAUGGACGAGAUUUUUGCGGAUGACGGUAGCGAUUCA
Molecule: messenger RNA, 1698 nt
Organism: Mesorhabditis spiculigera
Lineage: Eukaryota; Metazoa; Nematoda; Chromadorea; Rhabditida; Rhabditidae
Source: the annotation of a GenBank genome assembly